ACGGAAGCCGGGUGGGGACAUUCACGCUUGCUUGCCUUACUUGCCUGCUCGUCGCGCUAGCAAGCAGAGAAAGCAAGCAGGAACUAAUAGAACUAAUAUUCUCGCGUAUAAUAAAGGCGUAUAUCAUAUAUUUUUCAUCAUACAUACGCCCUUAUACUAUUAUAAAUUGAGUUUAUCGGCCGGGAAGGGACAUUCACGGCUUCCUGCUUACUUGCUUGCUUUGCUUGCUUGCUCGCAUAGGAACAAGCAGGAAUGAACCGAGCAGAAAAAUAAUUAUAAUAUUUUGAGGCAACAGUUCCGUCAGCUGUUACAUACAAUACUUAUGAAAUAUAAAUGAUAACAAACCCACGUCUCAUACAUUGCUGUAAAAUUAGUUGUUUUUUAAAUUAAAUAUAUCUAUUUUUGAUAAACAAUGUGCAUUUGAAUUGUGGUAAAAAGAAUAAACAAUGGAUUCAUUAACACAUUCACUUGCUGAAAUCACAGUGCAUCAUGAUGGUGAAGCACUUCAAGUGCCUUUGGACAAAAAUAGCACUGUAAGCAUGAUUUCUUUGAAGUCUUUUGUUCCUGAUACGAUUGGGAUGACAUACAACAAACCUGAUGGGACCUCAGCCCUUGUACCACUUGGAAAUGAUAAAUUUUAUAUACCACAAGGAGUUAAAACAUGUUUCAUUCGUGUCAACAAAAAUAACAAUUUUCAUAAUGGAAUCAGGAAUUUUAAAGGGAUUCAAUUAAAAACAAUGCUUCCGUAA
Aphidius gifuensis is the source of this 749-nucleotide messenger RNA. RefSeq lists its product as uncharacterized. Lineage: Eukaryota; Metazoa; Arthropoda; Insecta; Hymenoptera; Braconidae. The coding region runs from base 447 to 749 and encodes 100 amino acids. The transcript has 3 exons. The record is from RefSeq and is a predicted model, not a curated record.